This is a messenger RNA of Wallemia ichthyophaga EXF-994, 1263 nucleotides long. RefSeq names its product DNA primase small subunit. The record is from RefSeq and is a predicted model, not a curated record. The transcript has 4 exons. NCBI's taxonomy places the organism in Eukaryota, Fungi, Basidiomycota, Wallemiomycetes, Wallemiales, Wallemiaceae. The coding region runs from base 1 to 1263 and encodes 420 amino acids. Gene Ontology annotation, biological process: DNA replication, synthesis of primer. Gene Ontology annotation, cellular component: alpha DNA polymerase:primase complex.
AUGAAUUCAAGUGACCUCAGCCACCUCGACGACGCGUCUAAUCCUCAUGUUACGCGUGCAUACUACGAGCGCCUAUAUCCAUUCAAGCAGAUGUACCAAUUCUACAAUGGCGACAUAGUCCCCACCCGCCAAUUCACAAACCGCGAAUUCGCCUUCACCGUCAAAGACGACAUAUAUCUCCGCUAUCUUUCAUUCUCUACCUGGGAUGACUGGAAGAAGGAGACACUCCGACUCAAUCCGAGUAGAUUCGAAAUAGGUGCCGUAUACACGGCUAGACCACGCGAUAAGAAAUCUCUCGCUCCGUCCGCCUUCAAGACAAAAGAGCGCGAGUUGGUAUUCGAUAUUGAUAUGACAGACUACGACGACAUACGCACAUGCGCAGCUGGCAAAGAUAUAUGUCAGCAGUGCUGGGGGUUUGUAGUGGCAGCCAUGCGCGUUCUCGACACUGUCCUGCGACAGGACUUCGGUUACAAGCACCUGCUAUGGGUGUUCUCAGGGCGCAGAGGUAUCCACUGCUGGGUGUCUGACCCAGCCGCGCGAGCACUGACGGAUGAGCAGCGAAAGGCACUCGUGGGGUACAUAGAGGUGGUCCGUGGGGGUGCGCACCAGGCGAAAAAAGUGCACAUAUCGCAGAAUCUACCCAAAGGCGCACCAUGGCACCCCGCCCUUACGCGCAGCUAUGAGGACCUGCAGGCGUGCUUCAAGGACACGGUACUUGAGCAGCAGGACGCCUUCCGUGAUGAUGCCGGCUGGCGCACUCUCCUCACUCUCCUCCCCGACCCAGUCAUCGCGAAGGAGCUCACUGACAGGUGGACUGCACAGCCCGGUCUUAACUCACAUAGGAAAUUCGACAUGGUGCGCGCGUCUAUUAAAAAAUCAACCGUCGCCGAACAUAUCUGGAACAGCGCACUGAGAGAGGUCGUCUUACAAUACGUAUAUCCGCGCAUCGACACGGAGGUCAGCAAACAUCAGAACCACCUCCUGAAGGCACCGUUCUGUAUACACCCUGGUACUGGCAAGGUGUGUGUGCCGGUAGAUGUCAGCCAUGCGGAGGAUUUUGAUCCAAGUCGCGUACCGACGAUUGGACAGCUGCUGCGUGAGCUAGAGUCGUUACCGGCUGUUGCUGGUGCAGAUACUGCACUCGACUGGUCGAAAACGUCGCUCGCGCCAUACAUCACCAUGCUCGAAAAGGAAUCUGAACAAAUAAUGGCGGAAACGAGGCGAGUGAAGAGGGAGGCUAAUAGCCGUAGUCUAGAUUUUUAA